AUGGAAGAAGAAAUUAUCUAUCUCGAUCAAGCCAUAGACCGCUGUGCCGAACUGGAGGAUCAACUGCAAGCUUCACUGAACUAUGUAACCCGUCUACGCAAAAAGCAUUACGGUGACGUCGAUCCGCCUCUUAAUCGCUCAAACAAGAAGUCAGACGAAAAGUCAGACAAGAAGUCAGACGAGAAAUCAGACAAGAAGUCAGAUGAGAAGUCAGACGAAAAGUCAGACGAGAAGUCAGACGAGAAGUCAGACGAGAAGUCAGACGAAAAUUCAGACGAGAAGUCAGAAGAGAAGUCAGACGAGAAGUCAGACGAGAAUUCAGACGAAACGUCAGACAAAAAGUCAUACAAAAAUUCAGACAAAAAGUCAGACGAGAAGUCAGAUGAGAAAUCAGACAAGAAGUCAGACGAGAAGUCAGACAAGAAGUCAGACAAGAAGUCAGACGGGAAGACAGACGAGAAGUCAGACGAAAAGUCAGACUCAAAUUCAGUCGAGAAGUCAGACAAGAAGACAGACGAGAAGUCAGACAAAAAGUCAGACAAGAAGUCAGACGAGAAGUCAGACAAAAAGUCAGACAAGAAGUCAGACAAGAAGUCAGACAAAAAGUUAGACGAGAAGUCAGACGCAACGUCAGACAAGAAGUCAGAUGAGAAGUCAGACAAGAAGUCAGACGAGAAGUCAGAAGAGAAGUUAAACGAGAAAUUAGACGAGAAGUCAGACCCAAAUUCAUCAGACGAAAAAUCAGACUCAAAUUCAGUCGAGAAGUCGGACAAAAAGUCAGACAAGAAGACAGAUGAGAAGUCAGACAAGGAGCCAGACGAGAAGUCAGACGAGAAGUUAGACAAAAAGCCAGACGAGAAGUCAGACGAGAAGUCAGACGAGAAGUCAGACAAAAAGUCAGACAAGAAGUCAGACAAGAAGUCAGACGAGAAGUCAGACAAGAAGUCAGACGAGAAGUCAGACAAGAAGUCAGACGAGAAGUCAGACGAGAAGUCAGACAAAAAGUCAGACAAGAAGUCAGACAAGAAGUCAGACAAAAAGUCAGACGAGAAGUCAGACGAAACGUCAGACAAGAAGUCAGACGAGAAGUCAAACCCAGACAACCAAAAUUCAGACAAGAAGACAGACGAGAAGUCAGACGAGAAGUUAGACAAGAAGCCAGACGAGAAGUCAGAUAAGAAGUCAGACGGGAAGACAGACGAGAAGUCAGACGAAAAGUCAGACUCAAAUUUAGUCGAGAAGUCAGACAAGAAGACAGACGAGAAGUCAGACAAGAAGUCAGACGAGAAGUCAGACGAGAAGUUAAACGAGAAGACAGACGAGAAGUCAGACGAAAAGUCAGACCCAAAUUCAGUCGAGAAGUCAGACGAAAAGUCAGACGAGAAGUCAGAGGAGAAGUCAGACGAAAAUUCAGACGAGAAGUUAGACGAAACGUCAGACAAGAAGUCAGACGAGAAGUCAGACAAAAAGUCAGACAAGAAGUCAGACAAGAAGUCAGACAAAAAGUCAGACGAGAAGUCAGACGAGAAGUCAGACGAAACGUCAGACAAGAAGUCAGACAAGAAGUCAGACGAAACGUCAGACAAGAAGUCAGACGAGAAGUCAAACAAGAAACAAGAGUCAGACAAGAAGACAGACGAGAAGUCAGACGAGAAGUUAGACAAGAAGCCAGACGAGAAGUCAGAUAAGAAGUCAGACGGGAAGACAGACGAGAAGUCAGACGAAAAGUCAGACUCAAAUUUAGUCGAGAAGUCAGACAAGAAGACAGACGAGAAGUCAGACAAGAAGUCAGACGAGAAGUCAGACGAGAAGUUAAACGAGAAGACAGACGAGAAGUCAGACGAAAAGUCAGACCCAAAUUCAGUCGAGAAGUCAGACGAAAAGUCAGACGAGAAGUCAGAGGAGAAGUCAGACGAAAAUUCAGACGAGAAGUUAGACGAAACGUCAGACAAGAAGUCAGACGAGAAGUCAGACAAAAAGUCAGACAAGAAGUCAGACAAGAAGUCAGACAAAAAGUCAGACGAGAAGUCAGACGAGAAGUCAGACGAGAAGUCAGACGAAACGUCAGACAAGAAGUCAGACAAGAAGUCAGACGAAACGUCAGACAAGAAGUCAGACGAGAAGUCAAACAAGAAGUCAGACGGGAAGACAGACGAGAAGUCAGACGGGUAG
This is a messenger RNA of Aedes aegypti (yellow fever mosquito), 2172 nucleotides long. RefSeq names its product cylicin-2-like. Bases 1 to 2172 code for a protein of 723 amino acids. The record is from RefSeq and is a predicted model, not a curated record. NCBI's taxonomy places the organism in Eukaryota, Metazoa, Arthropoda, Insecta, Diptera, Culicidae. The transcript has 5 exons.